AUGUUUGCCGGGCGUCAUGGAGACGGAGGAACCCUGGCUCAACAAGCGGCCGCGCGGUUGGCUGGCGGCUGGAGACCGAGGAGGAGGGCGGAGGCGGAGGGGAGGGCAGAGGGUUGGUGGAGCAAGAGGAAACCCCGGACGACGACUAGAAAAAGGAGGCGGGCGGCCCGGGCCCCAGGCCCCUCCCAGGUUCUGAGUCUCCCCGGCUGCAGGCGGAUGGAUGGGGCUUCUUCAGGCGGUGGCGGCAGCAGUGAAGGUGGCGGCGGCAGCAGCGGCAGCGGCUAUGGUGUGGUGGCUCGAUUCUCCCAGUGCCUGGCUGAGUUUCGGACGUGGUUAAGAACCAACUGGUUGAGGUUCAAUGCAGACAAGACGGAUGUGAUGCUGAAAAUGUGCAUCAGAUGUUUAUGUUUAAUUGGUUUACAGACUGUCUGUGGACUCUUUUCCUGUCAAAUUACCAGCCAUCUGUUGAGUCUUCAAGUCCAGAAAUGGAUGAAAUAUUUGACUGCCCAUGAAAGUACAGGAGGUUCAGCAACGUCAGAUGACCAUGAAUUUGAUCCAUCAGCUGACAUGCUGGUUCAUGAUUUUGAUGAUGAACGAACAUUAGAAGAGGAAGAAAUGAUGGAAGGAGAAACAAACUUCAGUUCUGAAAUAGAGGAUCUUGCAAGGGAAGGAGACAUGCCAAUUCAUGAACUUCUCAGUCUUUAUGGUUAUGAUAGUACUAUUCGACUCCCUGAAGAAGAUGAGGAGGAGGAGGAAGAGGAAGAAGAAGGUGAAGACGAUGAAGAUGCUGAUAAUGAUGAUAACAGUGGCUGUAGUGGGGAAAAUAAAGAAGAGAAUAUAAAGGACUCAUCAGGUCAAGAGGAUGAAACUCAGUCUUCCAAUGAUGAUCCGUCACAAUCUGUUGCUUCUCAAGAUGCCCAAGAAAUAAUCCGGCCACGUCGAUGUAAAUAUUUUGAUACAAGAAAUAAUUGUCUAAGGAUGCGGUUUUCUAAGAUUGGAGUUAUCCUAGAUAGCGAAAUAGAAGAAGAAUCUGAAGAAGAUGAAGAUUAUAUUCCAUCAGAAGACUGGAAAAAGGAGAUUAUGGUGGGCUCCAUGUUUCAAGCAGAGAUUCCAGUUGGCAUUUGUAGAUACAAAGAAAAUGAAAAAGUAUAUGAAAAUGAUGAUCAGCUCCUGUGGGACCCUGAGUACUUACCAGAAGAUAAAGUGAUUGUAUUUCUUAAGGAUGCAUCUAGAAGAACAGGUGAUGAGAAAGGUGUAGAAGCAAUUCCUGAAGGAUCUCACAUAAAAGACAAUGAACAGGCAUUAUAUGAAUUGGUUAAAUGCAAUUUUGACACAGAAGAAGCACUGAGAAGAUUAAGAUUUAAUGUAAAAGCGGCUAGAGAGGAAUUAUCUGUUUGGACAGAAGAAGAGUGUAGAAAUUUUGAACAAGGGCUAAAGGCCUAUGGAAAAGAUUUUCAUUUGAUUCAGGCUAAUAAAGUUCGAACAAGGUCAGUUGGUGAAUGUGUAGCAUUCUAUUAUAUGUGGAAAAAAUCUGAACGUUAUGAUUUCUUUGCUCAGCAAACGCGAUUUGGAAAAAAGAAAUAUAAUCUUCAUCCUGGUGUAACGGAUUACAUGGAUCGUCUUCUAGAUGAAAGUGAAAGUGCUGCUUCUAGUCGAGCACCAUCCCCUCCCCCAACUGCCUCAAACAGUAGUAACAGCCAGUCUGAGAAAGAAGACGGCACUAUAAGCAAUAGUAAUCAGAAUGGGGUGUCAUCUAAUGGACCAGGUGAAAUGUUGAACAAAGAAGAAAUAAAAGCUGAAGGGUUACAUGUGAAUGGACCAACAGGUGGAAAUAAGAAACCACUUCAUGCAGACGUGGAUACUAAUGGUUAUGAAACAGAUAACCUUACCACUGACCCAAAACUUGCCCAUAUGACUGCAAGAAAUGAAAAUGAUUUUGAUGAAAAAAGUGAGAGACCUGCCAAAAGGCGAAGGGUAAACAGCAGUGGAAAAGAAAGUCCAGGUUCUUCUGAAUUUUUCCAGGAAGCAGUGUCACAUGGAAAAUUUGAAGAACUUGAAAACACCGAUGACUAAAUUUUAGACUUAUUUUACUUUCUUUGGAGUAAAAUCUGGUGUGACUAAAAUUUUCAGGGUUGAUGGGUUACCUUAAAAAGUUGAUUUCCUUGAAGCAGUUGGUUAAAUUUGAAAUGAGUCCUGAUUUUAGUAAGAUUUCAUAAUUCUGCCCUUUGUAGACUUUUUACUUUAAAAGUGUAAAGACCCUGUUAAGGCUAUAACAAAUAGUUUAGUAAAUUUGAAUGAACUAUGGAAAUAUCUGUACCUUCUCAUUUGAUGUGUCAAUCUUAAAAGCUCACUACUGGUACUUUUUGCUUAGUUUGAUGGCAGAGAAGAAAAAACCAAGUUCUGAUUUCUGUUGAACACCAGUUUUUCUGAGUUUCUUGAAAUGUCUUCUUUUUUUAAGACAUUUUCUCUCCAUACAAAUUGAGUGUCAUUAUUAAGGAAACCCUUAUGAAUCCUGAAAGUUAUGCUAGCAUGAUUUUUUAUAUAUAGAAGUUUAAAAAUAAACCAAGUCAGGUUUGUAUAUGUAAAAUUGUUGACAUCAAUGAUGUCUUUCCAUAUUCUUAUCUGGGCUUAAGAAAUACAUUCUGUAUUUUUCCAGAUUCUUUGUAGCCUUUGAAAGAUUUUUACAGUACAUAUGUCUUGACUGAGCUGUCCUUUCUUAAUACAAAAGCUUGUAUAAUUUUCUUAACUUGUACAGUUGGUAAACUUUUAUGAGAGGAAUUGAUAUUCUGAGUCUGUCAGCUUUCAUUUUAUUUUGCUAAGGUUUUUCUAAUGAAUUUUUAAGUGUUUGUGUAGUAACUAAGUCAUGUUUCUUAUACAGGUGGUAAAAGCAUUCAUAAAGGAUUGUGAAAAUUUGUUUUUUCAAAUUUCUACUUAAGGACAAAUAGUUUGAGAAUUCUGAAAUUAAGCAUGAUACCUAGAUCGCAUAGUUUGUUUUGCGUUUGCUAUAAUUUUCAAAAUUAUUUUUGAAGCAAGACAAAAGUUUAAUGUUAGCUUAAGUGCUUAAAUGUAUCAUGCUGACCAGAAUCCUGUUCGAUUAUUUUUAUAUGCAUUAUAAAAUUUCCCAUUUUUGCAUUAACUAAACAGGGGAAAAGGUCAAGCAAUAUUUAGAUAUUGGCACACACAAGGAUUUGGCAGAUAACAAUAUUGAUUUUAUGUGGAAAAAGUGAUGAAGUUGAGUGUAUUUCCAAAAUGAAGAUAAGAUGAAUAACCAUUGCUCUGUGUGAUUACAAAUAGGAUCAUCUAUUUGCAUAGCCUUUCAAGAGUGCCAUUUUAUUUUUAGUGCAAAAUUCUUGUUAAAAAUGUAGUUUUAUACAGCUGAUAGACCAACCUAUAUCCAAACUUUUAUAAAAGAUUAUUAACUAUUCUUGUUUUUUUCACACAGGCAUACCCCAAAUGCUUCUACCAAUUCAUUUUCAGCCAUCAGUUCAAGAGCCAAUGCCUUUUUAAAAUAAAUCUGUGGUCUUGUUUUUAAUGGCUCAACUGUUUAAUACAAUUGAGUAAAGGUUUGCACUGAGAAAUUAUGGUUUAGGCCUUACCCCCAUGAAGUAUUACUAUUAACAUAUGUUCAGAACUGCUUCCUUCCACCAAUGUGAACUCUUUUCCCCAAACAGUGUUAAAAAGCCACUUGGCAACACUUCAUAUAAUGUACGUUCACUGUUACUACAUACAUAUCCAAGUAAAUCAGAGUUUUGGGUGGAACUGUUGAGAAGCCUGAACUUUUUGUUUUUGUUUUGUUUUACCCUACAACAUUUAAUUUAUCCAGAAUGGCAGCUUUAGCAGAUGGUCACAAUCCAUUUUCUAAAUCAGUUUUUAUUACACAAAUCCAAAGUAUCCUAGCUCCUAGCUCUUUGUCAAAGAUGGUCUAUAGACGUGUUUCAAAUGAAUAGUGACGCUGUACUUUUUAAGUUGUUGCAAUAUUAGAGACGCUGUUUUCACCUUUUUUUAAAGAUGCAUUUUGUUUGCAGGUUUGUGAAGUUCUUGGAAACUAAUUACAGGAACAUUUUUAUUAAAUUCUCAGGCAUGUUUGCAAAUAUGGCACAUGUAUACAUGUUAGGAAAUUUUACUUUUCUUAAUCUUACCUUUUUAAAGUAUACCUAAUAAAAAGACAUUCCACUACUAUAAUACAUAAUGCUCAGCCUUUCAUGAAGAAAUAUGAAUUGUAUUUUGUGUUUAUACAGGUAUUUCACAGUACUUUGUUCUUCAUAAUGCAGCCACUAUAACUUGAUAAGUCAUUGCACUACUUUAAAAUUUUUAGUAAUAUCAUGAAUUUAAUUUGCUUUAAGAUUUAGUACAUUUCAUAACUCUUGAACUGUUAAACUGCAUUGGGAAAAGAAGACUUUGUUAAUAGUUUUCCCCCACCCCAUACCCACCCUCAGCAAAGCACUAUCAUUUUCAUUUGAAAUGGUAUUCUGUUUUAUGAUGUGUUUUCAAAUGGAGUUCAGAAUCUGCAACUCAGUUCAACAUAAAUCUGUUGAGCUUUAAAAUGUAUUUGAAUAUUUAAAUAGGCAUUUAAAAUUAUGAAUUAGAUGUUUUUAAAUUUAUGCAUAGUAAUUUUGCACUGUAAAAUAAUUCCCUUUUCCCAUUCCCUGUCUGCCAUUCUGAAUAUGCUUAUUAAAAUAUUUUUUUAAACAUA
Molecule: messenger RNA, 4693 nt
Organism: Felis catus (domestic cat)
Lineage: Eukaryota; Metazoa; Chordata; Mammalia; Carnivora; Felidae
Gene: MIER1
Product: MIER1 transcriptional regulator
Exons: 17
Coding region: 1-2073 (690 amino acids)
Biological process (GO): negative regulation of transcription by RNA polymerase II
Cellular component (GO): nucleoplasm
Molecular function (GO): transcription corepressor activity; histone deacetylase binding
Source: RefSeq, a predicted model, not a curated record